AUGAGACCAAUCUACCGUCUGAACAUCUUUCAAGUGUCCAUCUUAGCAGCGCUCUUCCUCAGGUUGGAAGCUGGUAGUGAAGAUUCAGACUGUGAUGUUGAUCUUAAAGUGGCCCGUGACACAGUUUAUGAAGCUGUCAUCGGAAAAGACCUCAGGAUUAACUGCACUGUUGUGCUCUGCGAUAACUCACUACCAACAGUCACCUGGUAUAAACAAGAGAAAACUGCUGUCCCUGUCGAUGUCAGCAGUCACAUUAAAACGAAGUGGGAACUUGUAAACCAUUCAGAAGGAAUAUCGUUUUUGAUCUUCCAAAAAAUAUUCAGUAACGACUCAGGUGCGUAUCAGUGUCAAAGUGGAGGCAGUGUGAGUCAUACCAUCAGCGUCUCUGUCCACGAUGAUGAUGGGCGUACCAAUGUUUCGGGGAUGAACAGCACAGAUGUCAAACUCACCACAGGUACAUGGAAGACUUUGGAACCAGAGAGUCCCACAGCUCAGGACACUUUCUGGCCAUGUGUGUACCGUGUUGUCGGGAUCAUGGCGUUUGUCAUCAUAGUUGUAGCUAUAUAUGUUGGAUCAAGAUGUGGAUGUAAAGGAAAAUCCAGGGACACAAGAGAUCUGAACCACCAGCCCUCCCGUGAUGCUGCCAGCACUCAGAUCUAA
Molecule: messenger RNA, 660 nt
Organism: Epinephelus fuscoguttatus (brown-marbled grouper)
Lineage: Eukaryota; Metazoa; Chordata; Actinopteri; Perciformes; Serranidae
Exons: 6
Coding region: 1-660 (219 amino acids)
Biological process (GO): immune response-regulating cell surface receptor signaling pathway
Cellular component (GO): plasma membrane
Molecular function (GO): signaling receptor activity
Source: RefSeq, a predicted model, not a curated record